AUGGCUUUCGAAUCCAACUACAAGAAGAACUCAUACAAUAAGCCCCUGCUUAUCUUUGUCUGGUUGAAUCACCAUUACAGGACAAUAGUCUUUGCAGUUGCUUUGCUAUAUGACGAGACCGAGGAGACAUAUACUUGGGUUUUAGAGGAAUUUCUAGAGUGCAUGAAAAACAAACCACCUCCUGUGGUGGUCACCGAUGGUGAUCAUGCUAUUGCGAAAGCAAUACAAAAAGUUUUCCCAACUUCUGUUCACCGGUUGUGUGCUUGGCAUCUUCAGAAUAAUGUAACUAUUAAUGCGCCUCAUCCUGUAUUCAAGUCCAAGUUCAAUGAACUACUUUAUCAAUACUGUACCGAGGAAGAUUUCGAGGAUACAUGGAAUAGAAUGGUUUCAGAAUUCGAAUUUGAGGAUAGUCAAUGGGCAACAACUACCUACAGUAGUAGGAGGAGUUGGGCAGAAUGUUUCCUACGAGGGCAUUUCUUUGGGGGAGUAAGAACUACUCAAAGAUCAGAGUCAAUUAAUUCCUACUUGUCCCACAUCCUGACGAGCAAACUCAAACUUAGAGAUCUGGUUGGCCAAGUAGACAAGGCCAUACAAAGUAUUCGUCACACAGAAUGGGAAGACAAAUUCAUCAGCAACCAUAGUACGCCACAAUUACCAUCGAACAUCCUCCAACAAUACUAUGAUCAGGUAGCUUCGAUUUUGACAAGGAACAUGUACAAAAAAGUUGAGGAACAGAUCACGAGUGCCCUAGCUUACUCAGUGGACUCCACCAACGUAUCCAUUGACUUCAGGUUUUACUCACUAACGAAGUUUCCAAAGGGACUUGUACAACGUAGAGUGUGCUACUAUAUUGUCGAUGGUCAUAUAAACAGUACGUGUAUGUUGUUCGAGUCGGAUGGAAUUCCAUAUCGACAAAUAUUUGCAGUUAUGAAGCACCUCAACAUACCAUGCAUUCCUGAAUCUCUUUAUAAGGACCGGCGGAAGAAGGAUGCAAAAAACACGAUUGGGUUAAAAAAUUUAUCCCACUCAAGGGUGCCACCGGAUGUGCUAGUUUGUACAAGAUGGGGAUCUUUAACUUUGCGUUUCAAUGCAAUGGGAUACUAUGCCACUAAACAUAAUGAAAAUUUUGAAGAGGCAAUGAAUGAAAUGUCACAUAUGGAACAAAAAUUUAAGUCAAUGUCAGUGGAGGUCCAAUCUGUAGACCAAGUUUCAAAUGUGACUCCUACUAACAACCGCGAUCACCCCCCCCCCCCCCCCCCCCCCCUCCCAAACAGAGGAAUCCGAGACCCAACUGUGGUAAGAACGAAUGGGAGGGAAACAAACAAGUCAAAAUCAAAAGAGAAGGACACAGAAAAUGGGAGAUCCAGGAAAAAUAGGUGUCGCAACUGCAACCAAUUAGGGCAUAAUAAGGCUACUUGCAAAUCUAAUCCCGCAGCUCACACAAUAGAAAAAGAUUAUGAACCUUCUUGUAAUAGUCCAACCACUGAAGCAGAACCGUGGCUAUACCUCAUGCAGUCUCAAUUGAGCUUCACCGGAGACAAAAAUAUUAAAUUCCAUCAGUGGUAUAGUGAUAUUCCCACUAGUUCUAAUAUUGGGCCUAAGUAG
Humulus lupulus (European hop) is the source of this 1605-nucleotide messenger RNA. Its product is annotated as protein FAR1-RELATED SEQUENCE 5-like. The record is from RefSeq and is a predicted model, not a curated record. Gene Ontology annotation, biological process: regulation of DNA-templated transcription. The coding region runs from base 1 to 1605 and encodes 534 amino acids. The transcript has a single exon. NCBI's taxonomy places the organism in Eukaryota, Viridiplantae, Streptophyta, Magnoliopsida, Rosales, Cannabaceae.